CUUUUGUGCACGAGCUCAUAAGCAUAACGUCGUUAAGUUAACCGUUUACUAGCACGUGCAGUUAAGUGUAAGCUAGCUUCAACAACAAUUUUGUAGCCCGCAGCAAUAUAUAUUAUGUUUCUACCUUAACGUUAGUGUAACUUUAAGGGAAAGUGAAGCACUAACACAAUAGUAUUACUUUUACUACAGUAGUAUGCUCUUUCUUUGAAUAGCUACUAAAAUGAUAAAGUUAAACUGUGUGAAUCUUGACAGGUUUAUGGAGGACUUUACUCAACUUGAACAGAAAAUUACAGAGGUAUCUGGCAAAAACAACGUGUUGGAGGUCAUGCUCGAAGAUGCGAAUAGACUCAUGAAAUUCUAUCUAGCCAAGGAGAAGAGUGUGGUUGAGGAGAGAGACAGUCUUCUGGUCACUGUCAACAGACUGCAGCAGACUCUUCAGGUGCAGUGCAACCUCAGAGUGGAGAAUGAGAGACUGAAGAACGACAUGGCAGACCUGAAACAACAGAACAAGAGAACAGCAGAGGCUGGAGAGGCUGAGCUUCAGCGGCUGGCCAGUGAAAUGAGAGCAGAAGCAGAGAGACACCAGAGGGAGCUAGAGACUGUCAUGCAGCAGUGCAGGAGAGAGGUGGAGGCCGCCCACAGGAAGAGCUUCCAGCAACUGGAAGCUAAAGAUGGCGAAUUGAAGGAUCUGAUGGAGAAAAAGGAUCUAGACCUGGAGGAGUUGAGGAAGAGGCUGAAGGAACAGGAGAGGGAGAGGCAGAGCGAGCUCCUUAAGUUACAGAUGGAGUUUGGUGCAAAGUUAGCCAGAGUUCAGAGUAUAGCUCAGUUGAGCCAACAGCAGCAGCAGCAGCAACACGGCUCCAGCCUUAUUCCACAGAGCGUCUUCAAGAGGAAGCUGCAGUUCUUCCAGGAGGAGAAGAACAAGGAAAUUGUUGCUCUGCGUCAGAGAAUCAAAGAGCUGGAAGAGAGCCAGCGUGCCGGCAGCUUCAGCGACAGCCGUCUAAAGAAGAGAAAGAUCUAGUUUGUUUAGAGGCCAGAAGCUGUUGACACGUCAACUCUGCAGAUGCAUGCAUCUCCAGACCACCCAGGGGGGCAGAUGUGACUAAAGUGGUUUACAAUGUUCAGAUUUGUAUUUUAGUUUCAUUUCAAAGCUGAAUUCGGAGUUGUAACUCCACUGCUUCUUGUGCAGUGUCAUACUUGACAAGAUUUGCUGUUUCAUCACCCUGCCUGCAGGUGACCAGUGAGCAGAGAGAUUUAAACCCAGAUCAUAUUGACUGUAAGGCUUUAAUCCAAUCAGACGGCGGCAUGGAAGGGCACGAGGGAGAGGUGCUUCUGAUUACAUCAGAUAGCUUGAAGUCCAAACCUAUUCAGGGAGUUUAACCUGUUCAUCUCCUUUCUUUCAAAGAUAACUUGUGUUCUUCUUAUCUUGUCAUUUUGGAAAAGCAGAGCUCUUAAACUCAACUUCCUUUCAUUUGUGUUCACGAUUUCCCAUUGUUGUUUAGGAAAGUAAAAGUCUGAAAAAGAUCUGCGUCCCUCAGUAGCCUAAGACUGUUAUGUCUACCCAAAUAAUUAACUAAGUAUCAGUUUCUUUAUAUUGAUCAACUGUGAGUGGAGUGUUCACUGAGAACAUGAG
Etheostoma spectabile (orangethroat darter) is the source of this 1633-nucleotide messenger RNA. RefSeq names its product coiled-coil domain containing 152 (gene ccdc152). The coding region runs from base 221 to 1021 and encodes 266 amino acids. The transcript has 8 exons. The record is from RefSeq and is a predicted model, not a curated record. Lineage: Eukaryota; Metazoa; Chordata; Actinopteri; Perciformes; Percidae.